Camelina sativa (false flax) is the source of this 1599-nucleotide messenger RNA. Its product is annotated as actin-7. The record is from RefSeq and is a predicted model, not a curated record. NCBI's taxonomy places the organism in Eukaryota, Viridiplantae, Streptophyta, Magnoliopsida, Brassicales, Brassicaceae.
AAAAAUCCUAGAGCUAUAUAUUAGCACCCCAUAUACUCGUUUCACUUUCCCUUGAAGUGUUAGCUGCUGCCGCUAUUGUGUGUUUUCCUUCAUUUCUCUCUCUUUCUCUCUCUCGCUGCUUCUCGAAUCUUCUGUAUCAUCCUUCUUCUUCUUCUUCAAGUGAGAGAUGGCCGAUGGUGAGGAUAUUCAGCCACUCGUCUGUGACAAUGGAACUGGAAUGGUGAAGGCUGGUUUUGCUGGAGAUGAUGCCCCGAGAGCAGUGUUCCCAAGUAUUGUUGGUCGUCCCAGGCACACUGGUGUCAUGGUUGGUAUGGGUCAGAAAGAUGCCUACGUUGGUGAUGAAGCUCAGUCCAAGAGAGGUAUUCUUACCUUGAAGUAUCCGAUUGAACAUGGUAUUGUAAGCAACUGGGAUGAUAUGGAAAAGAUCUGGCAUCACACUUUCUACAACGAGCUCCGUGUUGCCCCUGAGGAGCACCCGGUUCUUCUCACAGAGGCACCUCUUAACCCUAAAGCUAACAGGGAGAAGAUGACUCAGAUCAUGUUUGAGACAUUCAAUGUCCCUGCCAUGUAUGUUGCUAUUCAGGCCGUUCUUUCUCUCUACGCCAGUGGUCGUACAACCGGUAUUGUGCUCGACUCUGGUGAUGGUGUGUCUCACACUGUGCCAAUCUACGAGGGGUAUGCUCUUCCUCAUGCUAUCCUCCGUCUCGAUCUUGCUGGUCGGGAUCUCACAGAUUCUCUCAUGAAGAUCCUCACUGAGAGAGGUUACAUGUUCACCACAACCGCAGAGCGGGAAAUUGUCCGUGACAUAAAGGAGAAGCUUGCUUAUGUGGCUCUUGACUACGAGCAAGAGCUUGAGACAGCCAAGAGCAGUUCUUCAGUUGAGAAGAACUACGAGCUACCUGAUGGACAAGUCAUCACCAUUGGAGCUGAAAGAUUCCGUUGUCCUGAGGUUCUAUUCCAGCCAUCGCUCAUCGGAAUGGAAGCUCCUGGAAUCCACGAAACAACUUACAACUCAAUCAUGAAGUGUGAUGUCGAUAUCAGGAAGGAUCUCUAUGGAAACAUCGUUCUCAGUGGUGGUUCCACUAUGUUCCCAGGUAUCGCUGACCGUAUGAGCAAAGAGAUCACCGCACUUGCACCUAGCAGCAUGAAGAUCAAGGUUGUUGCACCACCCGAGAGAAAAUACAGUGUCUGGAUCGGAGGAUCAAUCCUUGCAUCCCUCAGCACUUUCCAACAGAUGUGGAUUUCAAAGGGAGAGUACGAUGAGUCGGGUCCAUCAAUUGUUCACAGGAAAUGCUUCUAAGUUGUCUCUCUUCUCUUCUCUUCUCUUCUCUCUCUGGUUCGUGGUGGUGAGUUUGUUACAAAUCUAUAUUCCCUAGUUGAGAUGGGGAACUGAACUAUCUGUUGUUAUGUGGUUGUCUUUUUUUUCUUUUCUUCUUAAUUCUCUUUAGAACCUUUUGAAUGUCUCAACAAGUCUGUACUUUAGUUUUAUCUCUGUUUUCCUAUUCUAUUUUUCUUUUAGGAUGCUUGUGAUGAUUCUGGUUUUUUUGUCCUUUAAGCAAAAAAAAAAUAUCAUAUUAUAUUUUGUCCUUGGGUUCAUUU